AUGUUUGAUCCCAAUGUGAUGACCACGUCGGGACUCCUAGAGUGGGAGUUCUCCUUGCCAUCCGACCAGAUCAUCUCCCAUGGCUGGUACCACGGCGCCCUCAGCAGAACAGCUGCUGAGAGCCUACUCCAACAGGACCGCGAGUUCCUCGUCAGGGACUCUUCAUCACAGCCAGACAACUACGUUCUCAGCUGUCGCUCAAACGGACAACAUUUGCAUUUCGUUAUACAACGGAUUGUCGUACACCCUGACACUGUGUACGAACGACACCAAUACCAGUUUGAAGAUGAAGCUUAUGAUACGGUCGCUGAUCUCAUCACCUCUUAUGUGGGAUCUGGGAAGCCGAUAUCAGCGGCGUCGGGAGCCAGGAUACAGUAUCCAGCCAAUCGGGUGACUCCCCUCACCAACUACAUUCAGAAUGAUGAUAUUAGCUCCGUCGUUUCACCCGUAGGAGAUGGGUCUUACUGUAACCCGUACAGCUUGUACAGCCAUUUUGCAGCAAAACCAGGAAUGCAGCUCAGAGUGCCUUUUAAGAAACAAAGAUCCCACUCACUUACCCCUAUCGAUAUGGGUCAACACGUCACUCACGGGAAGAGCGCCAGCGCAGACGGCGUCAUCCAGAGUCAAACUAGCAUGCAUGGCAAAAACUUCUGCAGUGAUCCUAACUCCGGGUCCAAUACCUGGGAUGCUAACCUUCCCACUAGUCCUCCAGCAAAGCCAGCCAGGUACGAUGGACCCAAGGCUGAUGAAAGGCGACUAGAACUCCAACGCCUCUACCAAGUUUCAGGGUCAGAUUCUGGAAACGGAUCCGGAGAUUCCACGCAGAGUUCAGCGCACAGUGAUCCGAACAAAUCUAGAAUGGAAUCGGACUACAAUCUGGUGACACCCACCAUAAAGCAACAAUUUGACUAUGAACAAACUGAAGCGCGGCUAUUACAGUCAGAGAAUUUGGAUUACGUGGUAGAUUCCAGAAUAAAUCUAGAGAACUUCCAAUCGCAAAUCAUACCCACUGGGCUAACAAAACCACUGGAAUCUGAAACAUUACAUACAAUUAAGCUGUUACUGCGCACUUCUGGGCCCAGGAUUUUAGCGAACCACAUGACGAAAGUUGAAUUGUUUUUCUUUUUUGAUGAUGCUAUACAAAUCGAGGGUCUGGACAAAACAGCAUCGGGAUUGGAGCUAUUGUUUCUUCCACAAGGCCGACCACUACGUUUAGAUGUCAUAGAAAGGAUCGAAACUUUCCGCCUUUUGAUAGCGGUGACAAUAUUGACUUGCCAAACAGACAGGCAGCGAGCUGACACCAUUAACGACUGGAUCCUGCUGGCGGUUGAAACGAAGACCGCUUUGGGGAACCUGUAUGGGUUUUCGGCUAUCAUGUUUGGACUUUGUAUGCCUCAGGUGGAAUGCUUAGAGAAUGCGUGGAACAUUUUAAGGCGGGUGUAUACGGACAAUGCGUUUAUGUUCGAGGCGAAAUUGAGGCCUUGUUUUAAGAGUAUGAAUGAAGGCACGAACCCGCUGCCGCCGAAUACCACCACGCCUUACAUCCUACCGCCAGUUCUGUGCUUCCAUUUAUUUGAUGGCGAGGGUGGAGGCUUAAUGCAACCAGACGACACAUUCCCCGCCAGCCUGAUGAACAGCCUCGAGUUCGAUUUCAACGCGACUGCAGCUCACCUCGACGCGGCUAGGCACUUCCCUAACCAGCUGGACAUGUUCAAACGCAACGCCAGAACAGUAGUACAAGAGAUGUCUUCCUUAGGUCCAAUGCUUGACCCCACACUCCUCGAGCUGUUCAGAACAGAGUUCCAUAUAAACUUCUUGUGGGGAGAGAGGGGGGCAUUGACAACGCCAAACCAGAGAUUCGCUCGACUUACCGAUAUAUUGACAGCUAUGGCGACUAAAUUAGCCAGUCAGCCGCCCGAUGACGAUGUUUAAGUUAAUAUUAGAAAUGUUACCAUAUCACUGAAGUAGGUUAUCUACGAAAGGCCAUUCCUGAUAUUCUAUCUAUCCUACGUUUCGCUUACCGGAGAUAUUAAUUUUAUAUUACUUACUAGCUUCCGUCCGCGGCUUCGCCCGCGUUGAGUUCUGUUAUAUCACGUUUCCAAGAGAGUUCUUCAAAAGUCCGGGAUAAAAACUAUCCUAUGUUCUUUUUCAAGGUCAACUCUAUCUCUGUACUAAAUUUUAUUAAAAUAAGUUCAGUGGUUUAGACGUGAAAGCGUAACAGACAGACAGAGUUACUUUCGCAUUUAUAACAUUAGUAGGGAUAUGGGUAAUGUUAAAAUCCUAUGUCUGGUAACCAAAUCAUUAGAUAGAUAAAUUAUUGGGAACAGUUUUUAAUCAAAACGCCAAUUUUGUAAUAAGUAUUGUUUGUUUAUCGUGAUGGUUUUGUUGUAGACAUAACGCAGCGAUGAUAAUAUUAGUACUAAGUAUUACUUAUUGCGAAUUCCAUAUAGUUGUGUACUAUGAACGUGAGAUAAUUUUACUGGCUUGUUGAAUUUUUUGCAGGGAGGUAUAGUUAUCGGCACGGAUAUUGAGCCCUGACCUUCACCUGCGCAGAAGCGAUUUAUUGGUUUAUUGCCUUAGGUAUGUGUACAGUGCGCAAAGCGAUCCCCACUCUUCCGCUGAGAGCUCAAUAUCCGUGCCGGUAACUUUAUUUGAUUCCCUGCCAACCCUUAUGAAUUUUAUCUAGUAAACCAACAACCAUUAGUUAUCCAUUUAGAUCUAAAUAAUGUAUUUAUUUAUAGAAUAGUUAAGAUAAUGCCAUAUUACACUCUAAUUGUACUGCCCUGUUUGUUAUACAUUUGUAAAACGUGAUCAUUAUACCAAUCUGAACAUU
Messenger RNA from Helicoverpa zea (corn earworm), 2833 nucleotides. Its product is annotated as breast cancer anti-estrogen resistance protein 3 homolog. Lineage: Eukaryota; Metazoa; Arthropoda; Insecta; Lepidoptera; Noctuidae. The transcript is spliced from 6 exons. Bases 1 to 1932 code for a protein of 643 amino acids. Gene Ontology annotation, biological process: small GTPase-mediated signal transduction; positive regulation of peptidyl-serine phosphorylation. Gene Ontology annotation, molecular function: phosphotyrosine residue binding; guanyl-nucleotide exchange factor activity. The record is from RefSeq and is a predicted model, not a curated record.